Molecule: messenger RNA, 1703 nt
Organism: Schistocerca serialis cubense
Lineage: Eukaryota; Metazoa; Arthropoda; Insecta; Orthoptera; Acrididae
Gene: Nubp2
Product: cytosolic Fe-S cluster assembly factor NUBP2 homolog
Exons: 6
Coding region: 159-959 (266 amino acids)
Biological process (GO): iron-sulfur cluster assembly
Cellular component (GO): cytosol
Molecular function (GO): 4 iron, 4 sulfur cluster binding; ATP binding; ATP-dependent FeS chaperone activity
Source: RefSeq, a predicted model, not a curated record
CAAAUGUAAACAAUUGAGUGAUGCUGGAGAGGGGUGUUGUCAUAGAUGAGUAUGUGAUUGUUUACAUCAGCUUGGAAGAGGAUGUCGUAUGACAUUAUUGUAUUGUGCAAUUGACACGCAUAGAAAAAUAUUCGUACAAAUAAUACGAAAAAUUCAGAAUGCUUGACGGCGUGAAACACAUUAUACUUGUGUUGUCGGGAAAGGGUGGUGUAGGAAAGUCAACAAUAAGUACUCAACUUGCUUAUGCUUUCAGAGACAGCGGUUAUAAGGUUGGUCUCCUUGAUAUUGACUUAUGUGGACCAAGUAUUCCAUACCUUCUGCAUUUGCAGGGUAAAGAUGUCCAUCAGUGCCCUCAAGGGUGGGUUCCUGUGUAUGCCGACAAAGAGAAGCAACUGGCAGUUAUGUCAAUAGGAUUCCUUUUAAAAAAUGACAAUGAUAGCAUUGUAUGGAGAGGACCAAAGAAAACAGCAAUGAUAAAACAGUUCCUGACUGAUGUAUUUUGGGAGGACAUAGAUUAUUUAAUAAUUGACACUCCACCUGGAACUUCAGAUGAACACAUAACUGUCAUGGAAAACCUGAGGACUUUGAACUGUGAUGGUGCUAUAUUAGUUACAACUCCGCAAGCUUUGGCUGUUGAGGAUGUGACAAAAGAACUAACAUUCUGCCGCAAAACUGGCAUUCCAGUUGUGGGUGUGAUUGAAAAUAUGAGUGGUUAUGUGUGUCCAAGCUGUGCAGAAUGUACCAAUAUAUUUUCUUCUGGCGGUGGAAAAUCACUGGCUGAUUUGGCUAAAGUUCCAUUCCUUGGAUGUGUGCCAAUUGAUCCUAGAAUUGGCAAGUGUGCUGACAGCGGUGAAAGCUAUCCAGCACUCGCCCCUGAGUCACCUGUUACAGCAGUGCUGAAGUCCAUAGUUCAGCGUGUAACAGUUACUUCUGACGUCCAAUCAACAGAGAAGACCUAAAUGUACUUAUUACUAUUAAUAUAAGUCAGUUUACACAAUAAGCUCUGUUGGGAUAAAGUAAGUCAGUUUACACAGUAAGCUUUGUUCGAAUAAAUUAUAAAACUAAUGCCUCCUUUUUUAUGUAAGAAUUGUGUGAGAAGUUUUUGUAGAUUUUUUUUUAUGCGGGACUUGUAAAGCAUAUUGGCUACGUUGUUCAUUGUUGUGAAACAUGACUGUAUAUGAAAACCUAUUGAAAUAAUUGUGUAUUUCUGUUUUUUACUUUCAAAAGUUUAUUUUCUUUACCUCUCAUGAGAUAUUUACAUAAGCAUUAAAAUUUGAAUCUUAAUAGUUUUAUAUGCAGGUUGUAUUAUCUGAAGUACUGUACAUUACUGAAAUUAAUGUGUUGGGAAAUAAUAAACUCAAUGUCUGUGCAAAAAUGGGAACAAGAGAUUUAUUUAAAAAAGUAAAUAGAAAGGAAAGGGGAAAAGUAUUCUAAAUUUUAAUAGUAACAGCCUCCAACACAUAGGAAAAUAAGUGCAUCAUUGUAAUUACAUUAGCUUUGUUUAAAUGACUCUGUUUAUUACUUGCAUGCAACCAUAUCACUGUAGUUUGAGCUAGGUGAAAGUAACAACUCAAUCAUGAAUGGUUAUAAGAAUGUUGUGAACUGUUUUGUUAGUGUCUUGCGAAACAGACUAUUCGUGUUCCUUGAUAUCACUUGUGUUUCUGUUCAAGAAUUGUGGAACUGAGAUAAAUGUUUUUGUCUCA